CCUCGCCGGGCUUCGGCGGCGUGAUGUGGCCGUGGGCAGCUUGCGCCGUCACGGAGAAGCAUCGCCGUGUCUCCUUCCACCCCUGCGAUACUGACCGAAGGCCGGUGCUUGCCCCAGUAUUCCACUGACUCGACUUUGCAACCCCCCCGGUUCUCCACGGCGCAGUUGAGAACCUCCGCGGGCGGGCAAGACACACGUCGCCGGUGCUGGCCUUGGGCAGUGCACGGCGCAAUUGCAGGCCGAAUUCUCGCCAGAGGGCCAUUGUGUAGAGUCGUCUUCACAAGAAACCGGUAAAGGGAGGGAAAAGAAGAAAGAAAGUAUGCGGACUAGGAGGUCGGGAAAGAUCUGGGGCGAGGACUGAGAGAGCGGGCAGCGAUCGUCCAAUGGCCGGCAGCGAAAAAAAAGACCGACGAAAGUUAAAGGCGGCGUCGGGUUGUUCGGGCUUGUGCCAACAACUUCGAGUCUUCUCCGACCUUCGACUAUUUUUUUUAUCCCCGAAUCCAACCCGCUCCCCCCCUCUUCUCGUCAUCCAACCAUGGCGACUCGUGAAGGGAUUAAUCCUUUGCGGCCAUACUAUAUCCCUCAGUCGGGCUUAUCGCCCACCGCCACAAAUGUCACUGCCGAAGUGACGUCGUCCUCUUCGGCCCAAGUGUUUGGGAGCACGGCGCGCGACCUCAUCCCGGAUAUUGACUAUGCCGACUACCUCGACUCUUCGCCGUCGGUGUCGGACUGGGUUCGCGAUGCUCUGAACCGUGCACUCGUGCGAUACAGCAAGGUUCUCACCGCCCAGCCCUUCGAUGUUGCCAAAACGAUCUUGCAGGUGUAUGUCGUGCCAGAUCCUAUAGAGGAACAGGAAGAGCGGAAGGGAGCUCCGGGAGCUGAAGGAAGCUCGUAUGACUCGGACUCUGAAUCAUCAGGAGAUGAGAGCAUUUACUUCACAUCGGCAGCGCCGGCCACACCGACCCCGACAACACCACGAUCCCGAAGGGGUCGGCACCAUCGCAUCACCGACCGCAGUGGCUACAUUCGCCCAGAGACGGCACCAGUCCCGUCCAAACAUGCGCUGACCCUCCGUAAUCCAAACUCCUUAAUGGAAGUUCUCUCCCAACUUUGGUCGACCAGCGGACCCAGCUCUCCGUGGAAGGCAUCCAACGCGACCUUUAUUUACUCGCUUCUCCUUCCAACACUCAACACAUUCAUCCGCAGUCUCUUGUCUGCCAUUGUGGGCUUGCCAGAGGAGGAUAUUGCCUCAUCUAUGGCAGCUGACAUCCUGACGGCACCUUCCCCGCUGGCCACACUCAUCCUCUCCUUCAUCUCAUCUUCCCUCUCCGCGAUCCUUCUCUCCCCCAUCGACACAGCGCGCACCUUCCUAAUGCUCACGCCAGCAACCCACGGACCACGAUCUCUUAUCCGCGCCAUCCGCCAACUCCCCACUGCCAACUGUACCAUCCCACCCCAUCUCGUCCCAAUCACCAUUCUCCACUCCAGCUUGCCCAACUUCAUCACGACAUCAGCCCCACUCUUCCUCAGAUCCUACCUGUCAAUUGACCCCCUCCUCAACCCCUCCAUGUGGAAUCUCUUUAAUUUCCUCAGCUCCGGCCUCGAACUCGCCGUGCGCUUCCCUCUCGAGACCGUCCUCCGCCGCGCUCAAAUCGCAACCUACACUUCCCUCAGUCUGCGCCAGAAAUCCUCCGGCGGCAGCAUUUCCGCUGCAUCUAUUGAUGCUUCAGAUGUAGAGACGAUCGUUCCUACGCCACGGACCUAUCGCGGUAUCGUGGGUACCAUGUGGCAUAUUGUCCACGAGGAGGGCGUUAGCUCUGCACCCUCUGACGCCGAGCGUGCCCGUAUCGCCGUCGGCCGACCUACCACCCAGCAGCAGGUGUCGAAGCGCCAACAGGGCCAGGGUAUCCAGGGUCUGUACCGUGGCUGGCGCAUUGGUAUGUGGGGUAUCGCUGGUAUCUGGGGAGCCAACAUCCUUGGUGGGUUUGCCGGUGCCAGCGAGGAAGAAAUGGCCGUGCUAGGAGGACGCGGCCGCUCCAGUGGUGGACGCUUCUAAACAGGAGCUCUGUUUCUUACAUUGAGACAUCCACAGUCAUCUUGGUGGUGCAAUGAUCUGUCCAUGUCAAGCAUUCUGAUCACCAAUCCUUCCAGUAUCAAGACCGUCCUAGCGUCUGUUUGAUGGCGUGCAGCCUGGAAUUCGGGUGCCAUGUUACGCGGCUGAUUUUUUUUUCUCAUCUUACUUGACUCUCCCCUCCUCCCUCUGUUCACACCGUAUACCCCAGGGAAUGAAUCCAGUGGCAGGCGACCGGCGUCGGUGAUUAAUUCCACAAUAUGUAUAAAAUCUCCAUUUCUACACAGUAUCCUGAAAUACGGAGUAAUCCAAUCUCUCCAUGAACCUUUUCCUCCUUGGCACUGAGUCAUUUCUAGAAACUAUCUCCUUUUGUCUAUACAGCUUCGCUAUACUACAUUUUGAAAUGAGAUGGUACAGAGCUCAAAUACUUCAAGAGCACCACACACAUCGUCAGAUUUUUU
Molecule: messenger RNA, 2532 nt
Organism: Penicillium brasilianum
Lineage: Eukaryota; Fungi; Ascomycota; Eurotiomycetes; Eurotiales; Aspergillaceae
Source: the annotation of a GenBank genome assembly